Molecule: messenger RNA, 2067 nt
Organism: Sarcophilus harrisii (Tasmanian devil)
Lineage: Eukaryota; Metazoa; Chordata; Mammalia; Dasyuromorphia; Dasyuridae
Gene: HDHD2
Product: haloacid dehalogenase like hydrolase domain containing 2
Exons: 7
Coding region: 162-941 (259 amino acids)
Biological process (GO): dephosphorylation
Molecular function (GO): phosphatase activity
Source: RefSeq, a predicted model, not a curated record
AAGGCGCUUUGAGGGCGGCCGCUCUCCGUCCGUCCUUUGGCUCCCAAGGGUAGCGUCUUGCGUGUUCUGCUCGGGCCGCGUCAGGACUGAAGAAGUUUCAGAAGCGCUAGCGGUCGGCUCAGGGUUCGACUCGUUGCUUUGUUCUGAAGGGGGAAUGAAGGAUGGCGGCACGCCGUGCAUUAAAAGCCGUUUUGGUAGAUCUCAGUGGCACACUUCACAUUGAAGAUGCAGCUGUACCAGGCGCACAGGACGCUCUUAAAAGGUUACGUGCUACUCCUGUUGCCAUUAGGUUUGUGACAAAUACAACCAAAGAGAACAAGGCAGAAUUGUUAGAGAGACUGAGAAAAAUGAAUUUUGAUGUUGCUGAGCAUGAGAUAUUCACUUCUCUGACAGCAGCCAGAAACCUAGUGCAGGAGAAACAAGUUAGGCCCAUGUUGCUGAUUGAUGAUCGGGCACUACCAGACUUUGAAGGAAUACCAGUAAAUGAUCCUAACGCUGUAGUCAUAGGAUUGGCACCAGAACAUUUUAAUUAUCAAGUUCUAAAUGAGGCAUUCCGGCUAAUUCUGAAUGGUGCUCCUCUUAUAGCAAUACACAAAGCCAGAUAUUAUAAGAGGAAAGAUGGCUUAGCCCUGGGACCUGGCCCAUUUGUUACUGGUUUGGAGUAUGCUACAGACACCAAAGCCAUAGUGGUAGGGAAGCCAGAGGGAAAAUUUUUCCUGGAAGCUUUGCGUGGCAUUGAUUGCACACCAGACGAAGUCAUUAUGAUUGGAGAUGACUGCAGAGAUGAUGUAGGUGGAGCUCAGAGUAUUGGGAUGCUAGGUAUCUUGGUGAAGACUGGGAAAUAUCGAACCGCAGAUGAAGAGAAAAUUAAUCCAGCUCCUUAUUUAACCUGUGAGAGUUUCCCACAUGCUGUGGACCACAUCCUACAACAUUUACUUUAAGGGAUGAUGACAACAUGAACCAACUUGAAAUAUAAUUUUAUUUCCAAAAUGCAUCUUUCUUUGAAAACUCAUUGGACCAGAAUACAUAGAAGCAGGAGGAAAAGAUAUCGAACUUUAGCCAGUUACCAUGCCUUACUAAUCCUCUUUGGUUAUGUUUUUUUGUGUGUGAACAUGAUAAAACCUGAAGAAACAAAAGCUGAAAUUUUAUGCCAUUCCUUUUAAAAUAUCCAUCAGGUUAGACAGUCCUUCGAAAGAAAAUCCACCUUAAGAAUGGUAUUCUGCUUAUCUUUUAACAAUUACUCUGGGAGGGGGUAGUAUUCAGUGUGUGAAUAAAGUUGACUCGGUUUUUUAAAUUAUAAAAUAAUGUGUUAAUAACCUGUAGUUUUAGUAUUUUAUGUAGAUUUAGUACUGAUUGCAACUGUGAAAUCCAUCAAAUAUUUGAAGCAAAUGAUACAUGUAGAAAGUAAAAUGAAUUAUCCCUUAGACCAAACAAUCAAGUGAAUUUGCUUUAACGGAUGAUGAAAACUAGAUUAUCUGCUGUAUUAUUCCCAUCACGGGUGACUUUUUUUUUUCUCUUCAUUAGCCAGAAACGACUAAUUUAAAUUUAGAGCCUGAUUUUAAUUUAAAAUAAUAUUACCAUUAAUAACCUAUUCAUUGCAGAUACCUAUUAUGCUGUGUAACAGUUGUUUUGGAAAUUUUAUGUAAAAUUAAAACUAUCAGUAUUUUACAGAUGUUUUAAUUAGACAUUGUUAUUAACAGGAACAGUGCAGAAACUAAAAUCAAGCCUUUAAUGUCUUAUAGAGCAUGCAUUUUUGAAGUUACUGUCCACCAGGGUCCUAUUAACUGUACAUUUGUAAGAUUUCAUUAUUUUUCCCUCUAACACUAUGGGAAAAAUCUUUUAGAAGCUACUGGGACAUAUUCAAGCUUUUAUGUACUUGGUUAGUACAGCUGUAAAAUGAAAUCCUGUCAUUUAGCAUGGAUCAUUCUUCUCAUGUUAAAUCUACCAAAAUGAAGGGGCCUAAGCUGGUAAUGAUUUUCCUCGCACAUUUGCAUACUGUGAUAAUCCCAGUCCUUUGCUGCUGUUGUACAGGGCUCUUGGGCAUUAAAUUAUUAGAAUGUAAUUGUA